UGAACGGCGGAGGGAUUUGCAUCGAGAUCCAUCCCAGUUCUCGUCGCGAGCUGAAGCCGCGCGGGUUUGUGAGGAGCGGCCUGGUUCGUGCGCUCCGCGCGGUUGAAGGAGGUGCAUUGACGCGGACGCCAUCGGAGUGGAAGCCGGAGAGGGAGUUUCCUUCGGUGAGCGGCCGCCGCGAGGCCUGAGAAUAACGUCAGGCCGAGGCGGGCUCCGCGCGGCGGGCUUGGCAAGAUGACCCAGUUCCUGCCGCCCAACCUCCUGGCCCUCUUUGCCCCACGAGACCCCAUCCCGUACCUGCCACCCUUGGAGAAGCUGCCACAUGAAAAACAUCACAACCAACCCUACUGUGGCAUUGCACCAUAUAUUCGAGAAUUUGAGGACCCAAGAGAUGCCCCUCCUCCAACCCGAGCAGAAACACGGGAGGAGCGUAUGGAGAGGAAGAGGCGAGAAAAGAUUGAGCGGCGACAGCAGGAAGUGGAGACAGAGCUGAAAAUGUGGGACCCUCACAAUGAUCCCAAUGCUCAGGGUGAUGCCUUCAAGACCCUCUUCGUGGCCCGAGUGAACUAUGACACAACAGAGUCCAAACUUCGGAGGGAGUUUGAGGUGUAUGGACCCAUUAAAAGAAUUCACAUGGUAUACAGUAAGCGUUCUGGAAAGCCCCGAGGCUAUGCCUUCAUCGAAUAUGAGCACGAGCGAGACAUGCACUCCGCUUACAAGCACGCAGACGGCAAGAAGAUUGACGGCAGGAGGGUCCUUGUGGAUGUGGAGAGGGGCCGGACAGUGAAGGGCUGGAGGCCCCGACGGCUAGGAGGUGGCCUCGGUGGUACCCGAAGAGGUGGGGCCGACGUUAAUAUCCGACAUUCUGGCCGAGAUGACACUUCCCGCUAUGAUGAGAGGCCGGGCCCCUCUCCGCUUCCACACAGGGACAGGGACCGAGACCGCGAGCGGGAGCGCAGAGAACGGAGCCGCGAGCGAGACAAGGAGCGAGAACGGAGGCGCUCCCGCUCCCGGGAACGGCGGAGACGCUCCAGGAGUCGAGACAAGGACGAGCGACGUCGCUCCAGGGAGCGCAGCAAGGACAAGGACCGCGACCGGAAGCGGCGAAGCAGCAGAAGCCGGGAGCGUGCGAGGCGUGAGCGUGAACGCAAAGAGGAGAUGCGCAGUGGUGGAGGAGGUGGAGGUGGUGGUGGAGGUGGAGAUAUGGCAGAGCCCUCUGAGGCUGGUGAUGCACCUCCUGAUGAUGGGCCCCCUGGGGAGAUUGGCCCUGAUGGGCCAGAUGGUCCAGAGGAGAAGGGCCGGGAUCGUGACCGGGAUCGACGUAGGAGCCACCGGAGCGAGCGGGAGAGGCGCCGGGAUCGUGACCGUGACCGGGAUCGCGAGCACAAGCGUGGGGAUCGGGGUGGUGAGCGAAGCAGGGAUGAGGCUCGGGGUGGUGGUGGCAGCGGCCAGGACAAUGGGCUGGAAGGGCUAGGCAACGAAGGCCGAGACAUGUACAUGGAGUCCGAGGGCGGAGACGGAUACCUGGCCCCAGAGAACGGCUAUCUGAUGGAGGCAGCACCUGAGUGAAAAGAAAUCUGGUGUAGUUGUUUUCCCACUGUUUGCUCUAUCCAGUCUUGGUCAUCUUGGCUCACCUUCCUAGAGUAGUUUGUUCAUUUGUUCUGGCUCCUUGCAUUUAAAAAUAAAAUUAAUUUCCUGUUUCUUCCUCA
Messenger RNA from Jaculus jaculus (lesser Egyptian jerboa), 1709 nucleotides. RefSeq names its product small nuclear ribonucleoprotein U1 subunit 70 (gene Snrnp70). The transcript is spliced from 10 exons. Lineage: Eukaryota; Metazoa; Chordata; Mammalia; Rodentia; Dipodidae. The coding region runs from base 235 to 1569 and encodes 444 amino acids. Gene Ontology annotation, cellular component: U1 snRNP; U2-type prespliceosome; precatalytic spliceosome. Gene Ontology annotation, molecular function: mRNA binding; U1 snRNA binding. Gene Ontology annotation, biological process: mRNA splicing, via spliceosome. The record is from RefSeq and is a predicted model, not a curated record.